Molecule: messenger RNA, 2307 nt
Organism: Varanus komodoensis (Komodo dragon)
Lineage: Eukaryota; Metazoa; Chordata; Lepidosauria; Squamata; Varanidae
Gene: BEST1
Product: bestrophin 1
Exons: 9
Coding region: 1-2307 (768 amino acids)
Molecular function (GO): chloride channel activity
Source: RefSeq, a predicted model, not a curated record
AUGACAGUGACAUACACAUACCGUGUUGCUGACGCACGCCUGGGCACCUUCUCACAGCUGCUGCUGCGAUGGAAAGGCAGCAUCUACAAACUCCUCUACUGCGAGUUCUUAAUCUUCGUCUCUUUCUACUUCAGCAUCAGCCUCAUCUACAGGUUUACUCUGGAUGAGAACCAAAGGCUGAUGUUCGAGAAAUUGGCUCUGUACUGUAACAGCUAUGCUGAGCUGAUCCCUGUGUCCUUUGUGCUAGGGUUCUAUGUUACCUUAGUGGUGUCCCGCUGGUGGGGGCAGUACGAGAGCAUCCCAUGGCCCGAUCGCAUUAUGAACCUGGUCUCAAGCAGCGUGGAUGGGAAGGACGAGUACGGGCGCCUCCUACGGCGCACACUGAUGCGCUACACCAACCUUUUGAAUGUGCUGAUCUUGCGCUCCGUCAGCACAGCCGUCUUCAAGCGCUUUCCCAGCAUAGAACACGUUGUGACAGCAGGCCUCAUGACUCCGGAAGAACACAAGAAAUUUGACAGUUUGAACUCACUCCAUAACAAGUUCUGGAUCCCCUGUGUGUGGUUUUCAAACCUGGCAGUGAAGGCACGUAAUGACGGACGCAUUCGUGACAGUGUACUCCUGCAGGGCAUCUUGAACGAAAUGAACACCUUGCGCAGCCAGUGUGGGCGACUCUAUGGCUAUGACUGGAUCAGUAUUCCAUUGGUUUACACUCAGGUGGUCACAAUAGCUGUUUACAGCUUCUUCCUGGCUUGUUUAAUUGGUCGGCAGUUCCUGGACCCAGCAAAGAAAUAUCCUGGCCAUGAGAUGGACCUCUAUGUGCCUGUGUUCACCUUCCUGCAGUUUUUCUUCUAUGCUGGCUGGCUCAAGGUUGCUGAACAGCUCAUCAAUCCAUUUGGGGAGGAUGAUGACGACUUUGAAACUAACUGGCUCAUUGAUAGAAAUCUGCAGGUCUCCCUGAUGGCUGUGGAUGAAAUGCACCAGGACCUGCCCAUCCUGCAGAAGGAUCCAUACUGGAACGAAUCAGACCCACAGCCUCCCUAUACAGCAGCAACUGCAGAAUACAAGCGGCCAUCUUUUCUUGGCUCAACCUUUGACAUCAGCAUGCAGAAAGAAGAGAUGGAGUUCCAGCCCCUGGAGCAGAUUAAAGAGAACGAGGAAGCCAACCACUCAACACCACUGCUGGGCCACAUCAGCCGCUUCUUGAAUGUCCAGUCCCCCAGUUUUACCAGGUCGUCGAGGAUGAACCUCAUGCGUCGGAGGAAUGAGAACUUGCCUCCUUCCCCUUGCUAUGUUUACCCAGAUGUGGGAAAACCUGGGAGCCCCACCAGUAUUAACCAGCAAAGAGGAGACUGCUCCUCGCUGGGCUUCAGCCCCCAGGAUCUGGACAAUGCAGCCAGAAAGCUGAGGGAGUUCGAUGCCUUCAUGUCGACGCCAUUCUAUGAGAGGCCUGGCUUCUACAGUGCUCCACAAACACCCAUCAGCUCCAUCCCCAUGAACUUCCCAUCCAGGCGACAAGGCCGCAAGAAGCCCCCUGCUCUCUCUAGUAUCACUGCCUGUCCCACCUCCGUGAGGGACCAUGCUGCCAAUCAGUCGCCUUGCAAAGCGAAUGAUAUGGACAGGAGUGAGAACUCCCUUGGUUCAGGAACUCGGGAAAGUUUUGUUUGGCCAACAGAGAAAAGCCAAGCUUCAGACUCCUUGGCAGUAACUGUCGAAGAGCAGGCAAGAAACACAGCCCAUCGAUCAAAGGAGACUUCUCCCCUUGGAAGUCCAGGAGGGCCUCUAUCCUCAGGGGACUCAGCAAGUCUCAAGUUCCCUUUCUUUGCCGAGUCCCCAAGCUCUGAGAUGCAGACCAAUUGCAAGAGCCUGAACAGUCUGAAAGGCCAUUGGCAGCCCCGGCCAACUCCAGACAGCACAGCCACUCCAAACGCAGACCACACCAGUUUCCUUCCCAGCUAUGGCAACAGGACCCCAAGCAGCAACGGCCCUGCCACGUUCUUUCCAUUCACACCACUGACAUCCCCAGUGCUUGAGAGAGCCCAUCUGAGCAAAGCUAAUGCUGUCGUUGCCCCUCCCUCAGAGGCGUCCCCUGGAGGCAAGGAGCAGGAUCCUCCAGCAGGAUCUGGGAUGCCAAGAGACACUGGAAGUGGAGGCGCCAUCAAUGCUUAUCAGCCGAAGGAUCAGCGAAAGGCAGCCACCUCAUCACCCAACGAUUCUGGCAUCUCCCUAGCAGAAGGAGACUUGGUGGGACUCAUGGAAGUGAUCAUGGAAACCAGUGAGCUCACAGCUGAUGAAGAGAAGGCAAACUGA